AUGGGGAGCCCCAACCCCAUCAUGUACGAUGUGAGGGCCAAGGGAUGCCAAGGGGCUCUUGGGAUCAAAGAAGCCUUUGAGUCGAAGCAAGGCUUCCUGAAGAUGUCGGAUGAUCCCACAGUCUACCUGAACGACGUGGUCCACAAGGCCACCGUCAUGGUGAAUGAGGAGGGCACGGUGGCGGCGGCGGCCACAGGUGCCGUGAUGGCGGCGCGAUGCUUGCCGCCGCCUGCCAUGAAGAUGACGGUGGAUCGACCCUUUCUCUUUGUGAUCAGCGACGUGGAGGGCGCCAUCCUCUUCCUGGGCAAAGUGGUUCUACCCGAACUCAGCGGCAUCGACGCCACGCUGGCUUCGAAGGGAGGCUACAAAGAGUGUAGUGAUUCUGAGCCUUUCAUGGCUGUCAUGCCCUUUCCCUUGAUCCCCUUCCGGCUGUGGGUGUUCAGCCGCCGUCCUGGCGACACUUCUCAGUCGGCACCAAAGUUUUGUGCCGGCGAAGGUGGAACGAGGGAUGUUCGGGAUGCAUCCUUUGAUGCCAGCUGCGAAAGACGAGGUUUUCUGUUGGGCGCGUUGUCAACGUUGUCGGUGGCCACGGUUGCUCCUGUGGAAGCUGCGGCACCGACAGGCGCUGGCGCCGACGUUCUUCCGCCCUUUGCCGCUGCCUUCAGUGGUGCCAUCCAAGGCAUCUCCCAAAAUGUGGUGAAGCAGCUGAUUCUUCAUCCCUUUGACACGGUGAAGACGCGCUUGCAGGCACAGGCAGUGGCCAGGGGCAUCGAUGACAUCGAUCGGCGCGAUCUUUUUAAAGACGUCUACCGCGGGUUGCUUCCCACCUUGGUCUCAGGGACGCCAGGCAGCGCCAGUUUCUUCGCGGCCAAAGAAGCCGCGCAGAGCGUCUUGCAGACCUUUCCGCAGCCGGUGAAGACGUCCUGCGGCGUGCUGGCCGGCGUCUUGUGCGCCAAGGCGAUCAAAACACCUUUUGACGUGGCUGAAACGAAAGCCAUGGCAAGUGUUGCGAAAGGAGAGGCCUUGGCCUGGGACGGAUCUCUGCAGAAAUUGACCUCGGCCUUCGAGAAGGAAGGCCUCCAGGGACUUUAUCGAGGCUAUGGCGCGAAUGUGCUGUACAAACUCCCGGCUGACCUCGCCAAGUUUCUGGCCUUUGAGGCAUUGAAAAGCACAGGAUCCCUCCCCACCGGCACGGCCGGCGCUCUGGCGACGCUGUGGAGCAACGCGGUGACCACGCCGCUGGACGUGGUGCGAACGCAGGUCAUGGUGGAAGGCGCGCAGAAAGAGUCAAAGAACGUCCUGCAGAAGUUGCAGGAGUUGAUCGACACGGGCGACUCUGAAAAGAUCUGGUCAGGUUUUGGUUGGCGCCUGGCGCGUGGCAUCGUGGCUGGUGCCAUUCAGUUCACCGUUCUGGAAGGCACCAAAGAGGCCGUCGAAGGGAAGGACCAAGGCAUCCGUUGGCUCCAGCGUCGUUGGCCCAGCCUGGCAACCUCGCUGCAGCGCUGCCAAAGCGCCUUUGCGAAGAGCGCAGCGCUGGCGGUGCUCGUGGAGCCCGGUGCUGUGGUUUGCCUCUUGGCUGGUGCCUCGCGGAUGACGCCAUUAGUCUUCUUUGCGCUGAAUCUAAGCGGAACGCUUGCGAGGUUGCUGCUGAUUCGCUGCCUCGCCGCCACCCUCCCCGGACCUUUGGAGGCUCUGCUGCAGCUGGUGCGGCAUUUCUCGUUGCCUUUGGCCAUGCUGAUGGCGACCAUCAGUGGUAUUGGCUGCAUAGGUCUGUUGCGCGCAAAGGAGGAGCAAAGAGAGGAGGAACCACCAGGCAACAGCGGCCACGAGCUGAGUGCAAAUAGCGAUUGCGGCGUCGCAAAAGUAGCACUUCAGGUAGCCAUGAGCGGAAGGCAUGGUGAGGGCGAAAAGGGCGAGGGGUCAUGGGCAGGUGACGACUCAGCGAGAUGGUGGGCCCAGAAGCGCUGUCGUGGACCCAGAACGCUGCGAAAGCUAGGGGGAAAGAAGACACAGAAAUCCUGGAAGUGGGAAGAGGAGGAGGAGGAGGCUUCGAUGGUCACGGCUGCCAACGAUGGCUGGGUGCCGCCCCACUGCCGAACUGGCCGCCUGCCGGGUCUGUGGUGUGGGCACCAGCUACCGCUCGGAGCAAGGCGGAGAAGCCGCAACGCGAUCUACUCACGGCGCGGGGCUUGCUCGAUCUGCCUUGGCCUUGGGGCCGUUGCUGGGAUCAGGAGUCAUCCUCGGCGCCGCCUUCGGGGCCUUCGGGGCCGUCGGGGCCUGCGGGGCUCUGGUGCGCUGGGAGAAGUGGAAGCUCUGCCAGGUGUGCGGAAGAGGAGUGAUCUCACACAGGAGCGGCUGCAGUGGCUGCGUCGCAGCGAGAGGCAGCGCCAGGCCGCAGUGGCUGCGGUGAAGCUGCGCCAGAUCCUGGUGGCUUCGGAGGAGAUGGCCGUGGAGGUGCAGCGGCAGCUGGUGGCGCAGCCAGAGACCUGGCCGAAGCUGAGCGAACUGAGCCUGGAGGAAGCCGAGCUAGGUUGGGUCGGGUUACACGACAGCUACUUGGACGAGCUGCUGCCUCUGUUUGUACGCCAUGCAGCGCUGCGGGCGCAGCCUGGGGACAUGUUGAAGCUACAAAGUGAGCGAGGAUGGCACGUCUUGCGCAUCGAAGAUGUGAUGCUGGACUUGCGAGUGAAGAGGUUGGGACAGGAUGGAGGCAGGGCCAAAGAUGCCUUGCACUCCAAGACCUACACAGUGAUCACCAUGGGCUGUCAGAUGAACCAAGCCGAUUCGGAACGGAUGGAAGGACAACUGGCGUCCCUCGGCAUGCGACCGGUGCUCGAAGAGGAGGAUCCAGAUGUGGUGCUGCUCAACACGUGCUCCAUUCGAGAUAAGGCCGAAAAGAAGGUCUACGCCAGGCUGGACGCCCACCUGCAACGCAAGCGGAAGGGGCAGGACGUAACGCUGGUGGUCACUGGGUGCGUGGCCCAGCAGGAAGGGGAGGACUUGCUUCGAGCGGUACCUGAGGUCGACGUGGUCAUGGGGCCGCAGUUUGCCAAUCGCCUCGCAGAUGUGUUGAACGAGUCGGUCUUAGGUGGGCAGAUUUGUGCCACCGAAGACUCUCGAAUCAUGGAGGAUGUGACCAUGCCCAACCGGCAGUCCAGCAUUUCAGCCUGGGUGAAUGUCAUCUAUGGUUGCAACGAGCGCUGCAGCUACUGCGUGGUGCCCUUCACGCGCGGAAGCGAACAGUCACGGCCCAUGAGCUCCAUCCGGCGCGAGGUGGAAACGUUGGGGGACGAGGGCUUUCGAGAAGUGACGCUCCUAGGGCAAAACAUCGAUGCCUAUGGCCGAGACUUCACACCCCGAAGGACCUUCGCAGAUCUUCUGCGUUCUUUGUCUGACUUGGACAUCUCACGGAUCCGUUUCCUCACGUCCACCCCAGGUACAUCUCUGAUGACUUGA
Molecule: messenger RNA, 3456 nt
Organism: Cladocopium goreaui
Lineage: Eukaryota; Dinophyceae; Suessiales; Symbiodiniaceae
Source: the annotation of a GenBank genome assembly